UGGCGUCUGACUGCCGAACGAUAAGCGCAAGCCAAAACUGCAGGCAGGAAAUGAGCACUAGUAUUUUUGCAGAGUUUGGCGCUUUUAUUUUACAAUUCGCGCUGCAAAAAUGGAAAGGAAACGCGCGGUGUGCGUGCUCAGUUUAAAAAAGAAAGCAAAAUAAAGAACGUUCUGGGCCAAAGUAGCUUCUCAAGUGAGUUCUGAAGUCGGCAGCCUCCGCUCAACAUCAAGACGAUGAAGAGGCGCAAAUGCCUAAUGUUGCUGAGUCAGCCUCAUGACUUCAUCGGCAUCAUGGGACGGUGUGAGGGCGUGACUGCUGGCUGAAGAAGCGCUCUGCAGCUGCCGCUCCUUUUUUGGCACCACCUCAACCCAUAUUCUUUGUGUCAUGCCAUAAAAGGAAGGAAGGAAGAAAGAACGACACUCCCGGACAUGCUGAAGACCAGCAGUUGGUGCCCUACGCGCUGUGCGUGUUAUGCGUAUGCGGAGCGCCGUGUCUGUUGAUUCCGGGUAAGUCAUUGUCAGUAAUGGUGGAAGUGGAGAAAACCAUGUAUUUAGUUUUCUCAGCAUUUAAAACUAAUCUGUGAUUAUGAAGAGAUAUUUGUAAGCUAUCGGAAGCAGUCUGUAAAUGAGUCAGAGCUAGAGAUGGGGAAGAACCGGGCGCAUAUACAAUCGUCAGCAAAAAAGUGGACAUUACAACAUUGAUUAGGGAAAAAAAUAUUAUUAAUGUAUAACGUAAAACGGAGUGGUCCAAGGACAGACCCCUGCGGUACCCCAUUUUUAAUAGUAAAUGGACUUGAUUGAACACUGUCAGCAGCAACAGUUUGGAUUCUGUCUGUAAGGUAGGACUUAAACCAGUUGAGGGUAUUAACGUCUAAACCUAUGGCCUGCAGUUUAUGAAGUAGAAUUUUAUGAUCAACGGUAUCGAAUGCUUUUGAAAGAUCAAUGAAAAGAGCAGCAUAGAACUCAAGAAAGGAGACACUGUUAUUUAGGACAGAAACUGAAGCUGUAAUUGUACUGUGACUUGGGCGAAAACCAGACUGUUGCGGCUCAAGUAUGUUAGAUGAGUCAAUAAAAGAACGUAGUUGAGAACUGAUCAAUGAUUCAAGAAUUUUGGAUAAAAACAGAAGCUUGGAUAUUGGACGGUAAUUUUUGAGGUCGGAGAUAUCUAGAGGUAUGCAAAAUUUCCGAUUCUUAGAUUAUUCGCGAUUCGGCCGUGGAAGAUUCGAGAACGAUUCACAAACAUCCAAAUUCCGAUUAUUGAAAUAUGCCAGGUAAAGCGGAAGUCACACUCAGCGCUCCGCGCGGUCUUCGGGACAGAACGGAGCGAGAGCAACUAAACAUCAUGCCGCCACCCCGCCGACGACUUAGUUUGGAUGGAAUAAUGAGUCAACCUGGUCUGGACUCCAUGGAUCUAAAUAGCAAGGUUAACCAGUCUCUUGGUCUCCUCAAGUUCAUGUCUUCGCUUCCACCCUGUACCUGUCACACCCGACAGGUGCCAGGGGAAGAUGGCAACAAACCAACCAGCCUCCCCUGGAAUGCUCUCGGGGCAAAGCCAAAGCACUACAACUCUGGAACUACACGGUAUUAUCCUUCUAUGGAGGAAGCCAUGUUUGCGACACCAAUAUGAUAUGCACCGGGUCCAGGCUGUGACAACAUUACAAAGACUGUUCUGUCCCAGCAAAAGCCGGGGCCCUAUGGAGUACAGUCUGUAUGCUCAACAAUCCCAGUGGUGAUAAACAACACAAAAAGGGCUAGAUUGGUGAGAAAUAAAAAACGUUCAAUCAACUCUGCCAACCUGUUAAGCAUAGUAUGUCAUUCCCAAAACUCACCAGUGAAUCCAGUCUGGCAUCUCCAAUUGGCUCUGCUAAAUAUAAGAUCUUUAGCUGGCAAAUCUUUCUUAAUUAAUGAUUUUAUCAGCAAACAUAACCUUGACAUGAUGUUCCUAACAGAAACUUGGUUAGAUAAAGAUAAGAGCUCGACAGUUCUGAUCGAGGCAACCCCCACAAACUUCAAUUUCUUUAGUGCGCCAAGAACCCAUAAGAAAGGAGGUGGGGUUGCCAGUCUGAUCAGGGACAGUUUCCAAUGCACAAAUAUUUCAUGUGGUCGGUUUGAUUCCUUUGAAUAUAUUGUCAUUCAGCUAAAAAGCCCUUGCAGAGCUGCCUUGGUAACACUUUACAGACCACCAAAGUAUAACACAAUGUUUUUUGAUGAGUUUACCAAAAUGCUGUCUUCUGUCUGCAUGGACUUUGAUUGUGUUGUUCUAGUGGGUGACUUUAACAUUCAUGUUGAUAAUCCUGAAGAAGGAUGUGCUAUAGAGCUUUUAAAUAUUUUGGAUACAUUUGGUUUAUCUCAGCAUGUCACAGUUCCAACACAUAACAGAGGGCACAUACUGGAUUUAAUAAUAUCCAAAGGUCUUAACAUCUCUGAGGUCACAGUGAAUGACGUUGCUCUGUCUGAUCACUACUGCAUUAUGUUUAAAAUGACCACCCCUGUCCAUCCUCUGAAAAGGGAAACAGAGGUGAUUAUGAAGCGUUACAUAAGUGAUAACACUUGUGCGUUAUUCACACAGGCCUAUGUCUCACCAUUAACCCCUACAAUAGCUCCAGUGGAAGAACUUGUAAAUAGUUUCAGUUCCAGUGUGAUGACUGUAAUUGACACUAUUGCCCCGAUUAAGACAAAAUCUUUGUCAAGAAAGAAGAGGUCACCCUGGAGAAAUGCCAUACUAGUUAUAAAACAAAAGCAAGUUUGUAGACGAGCAGAAUGCAGAUGGCGAAAAAACAAACUCCUAGCUUUUUAUGAUAUCUACAAAGACAGUCUUUGCAAAUACAACCAGGAACGGAAAAAUGCUAGACAGUCAUAUUUUUCAGAGAUCAUUAGUAGAAACACUAACAAUACCCGCACACUAUUUUCUGUUGUUGACAAACUGACAAACCCACAAGCAUCAAUACCUCAGGAAUUGGCAUCUGAGGUGUCCUGUAAUAAUUUCGCAGCAUUCUUUACACACAAAGUACUAAAGAUUAGACAGACUGUGUGCAACUCCAGAUUAACAAAUGUUACACUAAAUGCCUCCCAAAAUGUCCCCCACGUCAGUCUUAGACAGUUUAGCCUCUUGGACUAUGCCACUUUAACAGAAAUUGUGUCGAAAUUAAAGCCCACAACAUGCUGCCUUGACAUCCUUCCUUCAAACUUUUUCAAAACUGUUUUUCAUUGCAUAGCCCCAGACAUACUUCAGAUUAUAAAUACUUCUCUCCAAACAGGAGAGUUUCCUCAGACUUUAAAAACUGCAGUAAUAAAACCUCUCCUAAAAAAACCUAAUCUGGAUGCCUCAACCAUUAGUAAUUACAGGCCAAUAUCAAAUCUGACAUUCCUGGGGAAAAUUAUCGAAAGGGUUGUGUUCGAACAGAUCCAGAAUUAUAUGAUGCAAAACAAUCUUUUUAGCUCAUUUCAGUCUGGAUUUCGACCACAACACAGCACCGAGACUGUGCUUAUCAAAGUCCUAAAUGAUAUUCGUCGGAAUACCGAUGCAGGCAAAUCAUCAGUUCUGCUACUAUUGGAUCUCAGCGCCGCAUUUGACACGGUUGAUCACAACAUACUACUCAGCAGAUUGGAACAGUGGGUAGGGCUUACUGACACUAUUCUUCAGUGGUUCACAUCCUAUCUACAUGAUAGGGAUUUCUUUGUGUCAAUCGGAAACCAUCAGUCAGAACGAACCAAAUUCACGUGUGGAGUCCCUCAAGGGUCAAUUCUUGGACCACUCUUAUUUAACAUCUAUAUGCUUCCGUUAGCUCAGAUAAUGGAACAGUAUGACAUCUCCUAUCACGCCUAUGCAGACGACACACAACUGUACAUUUCUGUGUCCCCACAUGAUUAUAGUCCCUUAGUCACCCUGAGCAAAUGCAUUCAUCAAAUCAAUGAAUGGAUGUGCCAGAAUUUUCUCCAGUUAAAUGUGCAGAAGACAGAGGUGAUCAUUUUUGGGCCAAAAAAGGAAAGGUCAAAGAUAAGCAGCCAACUUAGCACAAUGUCACUUACAGCUACAAAUCAAGUCAGAAACCUUGGCGUAAUUAUUGACUCAGACCUAAAAUUUGAUAGCCAUUUAAAGUCCGUCACUAAAUCCGCUUAUUACCACCUAAAAAAUAUAACCAGAAUUAAGGGGCUUCUGACUCAACAAGACAUGGAAAAACUUAUGCAUGCGUUCAUUUUCAGCAGAUUGGACUAUUGCAACGGUAUAUUUACAGGUCUUGAUAAAAAAUCAGUCAGGAAGUUGCAGCUGGUACAGAAUGCUGCAGCCAGAGUCCUCACAAAUACAAGGAAGCUGGACCACAUUACACCGGUUUUGAAAUCGCUACACUGGCUUCCAGUAAGUCAAAGGAUAGACUAUAAAAUACUACUGCUCGUCUACAAAACACUUAAUAGCCUUGGACCAAAAUACAUGCUUGACUUGUUAGAGUCCUAUGAGACAUCUAGACCCCUAAGGUCGUCUGGAACGGGUCUUCUGCAUGUUCCAAGAACAAGAACCAAGCAGGGUGAGGCAGCAUUUAGUUAUUAUGCUCCUCACCUCUAGAACAAGUUACCCGAACGUCUGAAGUAUGCUCAAACUGUUAGCUCUUUUAAAUCAGGGCUAAAAACGCUUUUGUUUAGCACUGCAUAUCUAUAACUGUCUAUAUAUUUCAAUCUACCUGCUUUCUAUUCCUCUUGUUAUUAUCU
This is a messenger RNA of Corythoichthys intestinalis (scribbled pipefish), 4704 nucleotides long. RefSeq lists its product as uncharacterized. NCBI's taxonomy places the organism in Eukaryota, Metazoa, Chordata, Actinopteri, Syngnathiformes, Syngnathidae. Bases 1934 to 4561 code for a protein of 875 amino acids. The transcript has 4 exons. Gene Ontology annotation, molecular function: catalytic activity. The record is from RefSeq and is a predicted model, not a curated record.